Molecule: messenger RNA, 537 nt
Organism: Lathyrus sativus (Indian pea)
Lineage: Eukaryota; Viridiplantae; Streptophyta; Magnoliopsida; Fabales; Fabaceae
Source: the annotation of a GenBank genome assembly
AUGAUGAAAACGUCAACAAUAUGUGCCGUGUUCCUUGGUUUGAUAUUAAUUUCUCAAUACCCUUUCGCCGCAAAUGCCAGACCUAGUGUUGGAUUGCACUCAGGCCUAAUCUCCACCGUUUGCAGCGCUUCAUCCAACAAAGCACAAUGCGACGACAUCCUCGGAUCAAAUCCUCAUGCCGCACAUGCGAAUAGCUUCGGACAACUCGCAAAGGCUGUUCUCCAAAUGGCAUACGAAAAAGCCUCCGCAGGACAGACUUUUCUCAAGGGAUUAGCAGCAGCAACCAACUGUCCAGCACUCACACAGUGUGCUAAUUUUGAUUAUGAUGGUGCUGUUAUGUCUUUCAGAAGCUCUCUUGAAGAGUUGAAGGAAGAUCCUCAAACUGCUAAUUAUGAUGCUAAGGUUGCUAGUGAUGGACCUGCUCAAUGUGAUAGAGGAAUGGUUGCUGGACAUGUUGUUAACCCACAAGUUACUGAACUUAACCGUCAGAUUACUUUUUAUAGUGAAUUGGCAUUCCUAGUCACUAAUAACCUUUGA